Aspergillus brunneoviolaceus CBS 621.78 is the source of this 1736-nucleotide messenger RNA. Its product is annotated as amino acid transporter. Gene Ontology annotation, cellular component: membrane. The transcript is spliced from 4 exons. The record is from RefSeq and is a predicted model, not a curated record. NCBI's taxonomy places the organism in Eukaryota, Fungi, Ascomycota, Eurotiomycetes, Eurotiales, Aspergillaceae. Gene Ontology annotation, biological process: amino acid transmembrane transport. Bases 1 to 1632 code for a protein of 543 amino acids. Gene Ontology annotation, molecular function: amino acid transmembrane transporter activity.
AUGGUUCAAAUCCAAUCCGAAGUGUCUCUUGCCAGUGCAACGGGACCAGAACAGAAGAAAGUCAUCUCACGCAAGUCGACUCUGGACGAAGAUGUUGAUCAUGGAGCCGAAACAGACCUUCAUCGGUCGCUAUCGACUCGUCAUUUGACCAUGAUCGCGUUGGGCUCGGCCAUUGGCAUGGGGUUGUGGUUGGGCAGUGGAACAUCUCUGCAGAAAGGAGGGCCGGCUGCUCUAGUAAUCGGGUACGUGCUGAGUGGUACCAUGGUGUGGGCGGUCAGUCAGUCUAUCGGAGAGAUGGCUGUUCUAUAUCCUCUGCCAUCGGCCUUCGUUCAAUGGGCACAGAUAUUCAUUGACCCUGCAGUCGCCUUCACACUGGGGUGGGCAUAUUGGAUCCAAUACUUCAUCACAGUGGCCAACGAGCUACAGGGGUUUGUCACCACCCUCAACUUCUGGACCGACAAAGUCCCUACUCCGGCGGCCAUCAUCAUAGCGUGGGCCAUCAUCGUCUUCAUCAACGUCUGGGCCGUCCGGUUCUUUGGUGAGGUAGAGGUCUGUUCCUCCGCCAUCAAGUUCUUUUGGAUUAUCGUCGUGAUCAUAUCCUUGAUCGUUAUUUCCGCUGGAGGGAGCCCUGGUGAAGGUCCCAUUGGCUUCCGCUAUUGGAACAUCGCCCCGUUCACCAACGGCUUCAAAGGGUUUCUGUCCGUACUCCCCAUUUGCAUCUUCGCCAUGUCUGGAUCGGAGAACAUUGCUCUGGUGGCCGCGGAGACGUCUCAGCCCCGCACCGCCGUGCCCAAAGCAGUGAAUUCCAUCUGGCUCCGUCUCUCUCUGUUCUAUAUCCUCGGGUCCCUGGCCGUGACGAUCAACGUGGACCCCCAAAACCCGGAUCUCUUCGGCAACUCCGGGUCCAACGCCUCACCGUUCGUGCUGGCGUACAAGUCGGCCGGCCUGAUGCCGUUGGCCCACAUGAUGAACGCCGUCAUCAUGAUCUCCGUUCUUUCCACCGGCAGCAUCUCCGCCUACGCCGGGGCCAGGACCCUGAUGGGCCUGGCACAUAUCAACAUGGCUCCCAAGAUCUUCGGACGUGCCGACGACGACGGUCGUCCCUGGGCGGGAGUCCUCAGCACGUUGAUCAUCGGCGGGGGCAUCUCCUUCCUCAACGUCAGCAGCAGCGGGGCCGAAGUGUUCACGUGGUUCUCCAACCUCACCUCGCUCUUCGUGCUGUUCGGCUGGGGCAUCAUCUGCCUCUCCCAUAUCCGCAUGAGAUACGCCUGGGUGGCGCAGGGGCGGCCCUUGUCGAGUCUGGCCUGGCGGAGUCGAUGGUUCCCCUUCUCCGCCUACUGGGGCCUCGUCUGGUGUGUCGUUCUGAUGGGGCUAGAGUUCUACCUCAGCGUCUGGCCCCUGCACGAGGCCUCCAGCGUCAGCAACUUCUUCGCCAACUACGUGAGCGUCGUGGCGGUUAUCGUCAUCUAUGCGGCGGCCAAGCUCUUCUACCGGACCCCGUUCUGGAUCGAGGGGACCAAAGUCGACCUGGAUUCGAUGCGGCGGUUCUAUCGCACGGACACGGGAGCGGGGCGCCCUACUCGGGACAAGAAGUGGAGACUGUCGAACAUGUUGAGUGCUUUGGUGGAUUAAAAGGGACAUAUAUACAUCUUUUCACAUUACGCACAGGGUCAAGGAAAGAAAGAGUUACGGCGAGGAGGAUAAACGGGGGGCACCGGGCGUAUACAAUCGCGUUG